Messenger RNA from Anisakis simplex (herring worm), 2130 nucleotides. NCBI's taxonomy places the organism in Eukaryota, Metazoa, Nematoda, Chromadorea, Rhabditida, Anisakidae. The record is from the annotation of a GenBank genome assembly.
AUGAUGUUUUUGUGAUUGGGAUGUAGCGUGCAAUUGAAAAUCAAGAAUGUUGACGCGGCGCGAGCUCGUAUGCUGGUAUCGGUUGCAGAUCCGUCGCUUACAAAAGCAAUUGCAACGACUCGAAUUGGACGUUCAUCUGGGNUAACUGGAACAUUGAAUGCUGUCAGUGAUCAGAAGCAAUUGCAACGACUCGAAUUGGACGUUCAUCUGGGCAAAAAAUUGGAUGGAACAGUUCAUACGUCGAUGGCGAUACCGUUGUUGAGUGACAGUCUCGAUCCUUUAAUCGAUACGUUGAAAGAUUGUUUUAAAAUUGGUGCGAAAAUCAUGCAGGUCACUGUUCUUGGUGAAAAUGCUAAGAUCUUAAAGGUGACCAGUAAACGUUUCGUGAUUGAUUGGCUGGAAAGGCAUUCCCCUAUAAAGAGCUUCGAUGAUCUGUCGAAAGGUUUAUUGGUCUGUGGUACUGUCUCGCAACACCAUCAUGAAAUGGGCUAUUUCGUUGAGUUGGCCGGUGGUUCCGCUCUUACGGCACCUGCACGCUUCCUCACUGAUGAUACUCACAAGAAUGAUCCCAGCCAAGAACUCCAAAUUGGUCAGACCGUUAUCGCGUAUGUGUCGUCAGUGGACGUUCAGCGGAAACGUUUCUCGUUGCUUUUGAAUCCGUCAUUGUGCUACGAGGCAACUGAAGAAGAGAGUUAUUGUUGGAUGGGAAUGCGUUUACUUGAAUACACAAUUGCUGAUCUGGAAUGGUGCUUGUCGAACUUAGAAAGUAAACAAAAUGUACCAUCUCUGGGAAGUGAAAUAAGUGUGACGAUAAUUCAGCCGUUAAAUGACGUGCUCAUCAUUGAAUAUGGUGAACAAAAGUUGAAAGGAUGUGCGCGUAAAGGGAAUUUCCCGACUCGUACCUAUAAGAAAGGAGAGACGGUGAAGGCGCUGUUGAUCGAUAUAGCGUUGCCGUCGUGCGAACUUGAUGUGUUCAUAAUCGAUGAAUCUAACGAUCAAACUCACAAACAUCUCAGACAAGGAAAGGAUAAGGUGAAUGAAGAGGCUGGCAAAAAGAAAGUGAAACCCUUCAUGAUAUAUCCAGCAAAAGUAAUCGGUCUAUGGAACCGAGGUGCAAAAUCAUCGUGUGCGAUUGAGCUGGAAUUACCCGGAGGCAAUCUCGGACGUUUGCAUGGCUCUGAAUUGAACGAAGCGUUAUUGGAGAAGGAAAAGUUCCCGUUAGCGGCAUUUUUACGAGCUAAACUCGGGAAAACGUUGAAUGUGAAAGUGAUCGCAAUCGGGAAAAUCACCGAGAGUACAUCGAAGAAGCCAGAUUUAUCGAAGCCAACCAAACUGAAACCGAUUGAUGAAGAAAAGAAUAUCACAUCGUGUGUUCGAGUGGCCGAAUGUACUCUACGUAACUGGAAGAUGGCUGAGGGAAGGAAAAAGCAGUCACUGUUGGGAUAUCAACAAGAUUACAUUCAAGGAGAAUGGUUAACAGUUUUUGUGAAGAAACCGAUCGUGGGCGGGACACUGCAAGUGGAGGUAUCGCCAGUGUGCAGCGGAAUCGUCGAAAAACAAAAUCUGGGCGAAGACAAUCUGGAAGUGAAAGGUGACGAACGCGUGAUAGGACGUGUUAUACUCCAAAGCACAUCACCAGCAAGUGUCACUUUUGCGUUGUCGAACGGUCAACGAGCGAUUAUCACUCCGACCGCUGUGAAUAGUUGUUAUACGAAAGCGUUGAAUGAUAUUCGAUCGUAUCAGUUCAAUGAGGUUUAUUUCAUAUAUUUAAUUCGAUUCGACGAUGAAGCAGGGCGAUGGAUAGCUGUGAGUGAGUCUCGUUACGAUGAAUGUUCCGCUCCUUCUGGAACUAAAAAAGUCACUGUUCGAAAUCCACUUCUCAAGAGCGUUAAUGAUAUUGAGGAGAAUUCUUCGUUGGAAGGCUUCGUGAGCUCAACUUCUAAUGAUCACACUUACGUUGAAAUAGCACCUGGAAUUUCAGGACGUCUCGAACAAAGGAAGUAUGCAUUUUUUUUAAAUAGAAAAUAUACACUGUUCAUUCUCAGCCGAAAGUUUUAUCUUCAUUCCCUUUCCGUAUCAGUUUUAGUUAACUCGAAUGGAAUUAAUUUGUCGAUUUGUUUUUUCCACUAA